Messenger RNA from Suillus subalutaceus, 294 nucleotides. RefSeq lists its product as uncharacterized. The record is from RefSeq and is a predicted model, not a curated record. NCBI's taxonomy places the organism in Eukaryota, Fungi, Basidiomycota, Agaricomycetes, Boletales, Suillaceae. Bases 1 to 294 code for a protein of 97 amino acids. The transcript is spliced from 2 exons.
AUGUCAACCAAUAAUCUUGCGAAUCAACUCUCCACCCGCUUUCGUCAUCGAGGCAAUGCCGAAGACUUGGAUGAGGCUAUUGCACUUCAGAGGGAAGUGCUAGCAUUAUGCCCUGUUGGCAAUGCCGAAGACUUGGAUGAGGCUAUUGCACUUCAGAGGGAAGCGCUGGCAUUGUGCCCUUUCGGUCACACAGAUCGGUCCAAGCCAUUGAAUAAUCUUGCGGCUCAUCUCUUCACACCCGCUUUCGUCAUCGAGGCAAUGCCGAAGACUCAGAUCAUGCUAUUGCACUUCUGA